CGAACGCAAUCAUGACGGUCCUGCGCGUGAGGACCACAAUCAUGAUCGUGAUCCUGCGCGCGCAGGGCGUCAUCAUGAGCGCGAUCUCAACGCCCCAGCGCCCCAGAUUCGCCAGGAUCGCGAGGAUCGGGACCGGGAUCGCGCAGAUCGCCGCACAGAUUUUCCUCCUGCCGCAGUGAAUCCGCGCGGGAUUCCGCAGAUCUCGACCCCUGGAGCAGCAGAAAUCGCCGAAAUGAUUGCGCGCCUGGAUCCUGCAGCCCAGCGCAAUCUCCAGCGAAUCUUCACAGGAGCUGCUGGCGAACGCGUUACAGCGCGCUCCACUGCAUCUACAGCGCCUCAUUCUGCAGAACAUAAUUCUGCUCGCUACACCGACAACAAUGUUAACGCCGGCACCAACAACGAGACCAUUCACCACGUUCUUGGCCUUCUCGCGGCGCUCCAGCGGGGCAAUGGCGCCGAUCCCGCACCGCCACCGGAACCAGCACGCGUCGCAGCGACGGUGGCCCCACGCUCUCGCCUCCCGGCGCCCGCCCCCGAGCCCGUUGACGACGAAAUGGACGAGGAAGCACCCCAUGCCACGCUCGACGAAGGUAAUGCCGCCCGCCCGAAAUCCGCUUCUGCAUCGCUCACCCUCGCUCCUAUUCCACCUGCACGUCCUCAGUUGCGCUCUUCCUUAGUUAAAAGCGAUGGAAUUCGUACGCAACUUUUUAGUUUUGAGCGCAUUCAAGCUAUUGCACGUCAUGCUAUCUCGGUUUUACCACUUGACGGUGGGGAACAAGCCGCCGACUAUCUCCAGCAGAUAGUAGAGGAGGCGGAAGAGAAGAUUCAUUUUUUGUUUACCGCGGAUCAACGCGGUUUCGAAGUGGCCAAUAUGGCCCUUAAGAUUAAGUAUGGGGAAGUGGUAGAGGAUAAGAAUGUGAAGGCCGCUUCUCAGAUUGUAGCGGCCAGCAAGAAGAGGCCCACUCGGCCCACCCAUCCCACCUCCCGUCCUGAACCCCCUCUUCGCCCUCGCGGCCAAGGGGAGCGCCUUUGGAACACAUGGCGUAGGGACGGCGACGGCCGUUGUUUCUAUUGCCGUGAACCCGGGCAUGGGAUGGCUAAUUGCCCCCAAAGGGGCCAAGGGGCCAAUCGGCCAGCUAAGAUUGUGUAAAAGCUCGGAACCAUUUCGGCCUAUGCCGAUGACGCAACCAAGAUUACCCGCAUGCAAGGCCGCCUCCGUGACCGCGCUGCAUGGUGGUCCGCCUGGUGCGACAGCCGCUUGAUUCUAUCGGUGAUUACAUCUGGAUAUCGCCUACCAUGGGUUGCCUCUGAGCCCCCUCCGUCUCGUACUAAGAACCAUGCCGGUGCUUUGCAAUUCACCUCUUUCGCC
Messenger RNA from Closterium sp. NIES-67, 1369 nucleotides. The record is from the annotation of a GenBank genome assembly. NCBI's taxonomy places the organism in Eukaryota, Viridiplantae, Streptophyta, Zygnematophyceae, Desmidiales, Closteriaceae.